GGAAAAAGACAGGAAGUUGAAGGCAUUCAAAACAUAGGCAGAGAGAAAGAAAAAGAGAGUAAAUUAAGAAGGAAAGGGUUAGCUCAGUCAUAAAUAUAGCAUGCAAGAAGAUACCCUUUUAUUAACCCUCUUAAGAUCUCCAUCCAAUUCCCACAAAAAAUCAUCAUUUCUACAAUUACCUUUUCUCUGAGACACAAUAUCAAACACCUGGUGUUUUCAGCCAUGAGCACCAAGAAAUCUAGCAGGAAGAUGAGGGGCUUCAUGUGCCAAUCUACAGCAGCAACUGCAGUUUGCAAAGUGGGUGAUCCUCGCUCGGUGAUCAUACCAAGAAGGCCUGAAAAAUCCCUCAAGCAGCUGCUUGAUAAUUCUUCUUCAUCAUCAACAACAUCAAGAUUAUUAAUGAAGAAGAAUCGUGAUAAUGGUGUUAAGUACUCUAGACUUGUGGAUUCUCCAAUGAAGCUUAUUCCACCUGCAGCUACUAACAGAAACAGAUCACUUCUGAUUUCUUCCAUCAAGAAAUUAGACAUUAAUGAUAAUAAUAACAGCCAAGAAAACAGACCAAAGCAACCUUCACUGGCUUCAUCUGAUCAAGUUUUCCAGAAAGUUGUGAUGCGAGUUUCUCUUCAUUGUCAAGGUUGUGCCGGCAAAGUGAAAAAACAUCUAUCCAAAAUGGAAGGAGUAACAUCAUUCAGCAUUGAUCUAGAGACAAAGAGGGUGACUGUGAUGGGUCAUGUGUCACCUGUGGGUGUACUUGAGAGCAUUUCAAAGGUGAAACCAGCUGAGUUUUGGCCUUGCUCUUGAAUUAUUAAUUACUCUUAAUUAAUUAAGCUCAUCUUCAUCUCC
Molecule: messenger RNA, 843 nt
Organism: Manihot esculenta (cassava)
Lineage: Eukaryota; Viridiplantae; Streptophyta; Magnoliopsida; Malpighiales; Euphorbiaceae
Product: protein SODIUM POTASSIUM ROOT DEFECTIVE 1
Exons: 3
Coding region: 223-801 (192 amino acids)
Molecular function (GO): metal ion binding
Source: RefSeq, a predicted model, not a curated record